Molecule: messenger RNA, 2355 nt
Organism: Strongyloides ratti
Lineage: Eukaryota; Metazoa; Nematoda; Chromadorea; Rhabditida; Strongyloididae
Product: Pre-rRNA-processing protein TSR1 homolog
Exons: 2
Coding region: 1-2355 (784 amino acids)
Biological process (GO): endonucleolytic cleavage of tricistronic rRNA transcript (SSU-rRNA, 5.8S rRNA, LSU-rRNA); ribosome biogenesis; maturation of SSU-rRNA from tricistronic rRNA transcript (SSU-rRNA, 5.8S rRNA, LSU-rRNA)
Cellular component (GO): preribosome, small subunit precursor; nucleus
Molecular function (GO): U3 snoRNA binding; GTP binding; GTPase activity
Source: RefSeq, a predicted model, not a curated record
AUGGCUCGAAUUGCUCAUCGUCCAGGUGGGUUUAAUUUGCCCAAAAAGAAGCACAAUUCUGGUAGACAUCGUACAAAAGGAGAAAUUAACAGAAUACAAACAGGAAAAAUUGAUAUUAAGGUAUCUUCAAAAAAACAUAAAUCUCUUGUAGGAAGAAAUCAACGUAAAUUAACAGGAAAAGAAAGAAGAAUGAUGCAUAGAAAUCAAAUUCUAACUGAAAAACGAUUGAAAGGUUUAAAAUGUGCUGCAAUUGUGACGGUAGUAUCUUUUGAUUUUGGAUUUAAAGUUGAUAAAUUUAUUGAAGCUAUUGUUGCUCAUGAAGAUAUUGAAUAUAAAUUCAAUCCAGCAAAUACAGUUUUAUAUGCAAAAUUGAAACGUUUUCAAAAUGCUCAAUUAGGAUUUAUGAUUCCUGAGUAUGGUAAUAUUGAUGCAGUUUACAAUUGCUUAAAAACAUCAGAUAUUAUGAUGAUUAUUUGGCCAGGAAAUGGAGAAUUAUCAGAAACACAAAAAGACUUUAUUCGCCACGUAAAAGCUUUUGGUGCUCCUUCUGUUAUUCAUUUUACACCUUCUGUCACUAAUCAAAAAGAGAAAAGUCAAAAUAAACAAAUUCUUGAUAAAGUGAUUAGUAAUUGGGCAUUUGGAGAAGAAAAAUUUCAUUAUUUAGAUACAAAAGACAUAUAUAAUUCUUUACGGCUAAUAAAAGAUUAUAAGAAAAAACCUAUGGCUAUUCAAGUUAAAAGAAGUUUUUUAGUUGCUGAUGAUAUAAGUGUUAUUGGAGAUCCAGAAGAAUAUAUAACCGCUAUAAAAUGUGUCGUUCGUGGAGCUCCUUUAAAUCCAAAUAGACUUUUAUGUCUUCAAAGUGUUGGCAAUUUCCAAAUAGCAAAAAUUGUUGAAACAGAUUCUUUAUGGGAUACAAAAGAUGGAUCUUUUGAACUUCAUCCUAAACCUGGAAAAAGAGAAUGGAUACCAGAUCAUGAGAAGCAAGAAGAUCUUCAAGAAUCUAUAAUUCCAGAUCCAAUGGAAGGAGAACAAACUUGGCCAUCAAAAGAUGAUUAUGAAAUGGCAAAAAAACCUAGCGAAAUAAUUAAUGAAUCAACAAAAAAAAUUACAGUUAAAGUACCAAAAGGAACAUCAGACUAUCAGGCUGCAUGGUUUGUAAAUGAUGAUGAAGAGAAUGAUGAUGAUGAUGAUGAUCAAGAAAUGGAUGAGUGUAUGUCUGAUGAAGAGAAUUGGGAACCUAAAGAGGAAGAUGAGGAGGAAGAUACUAGAACUAUAAUGGAUGACAAUGCAACAAUUCAUAUGAAUGAACAAGAUAUGGAAGAGGAUAAUGAAGCAUAUGACAUUUAUAAAGAUGCUCGUUCUCAUGCCAAUUUCCCAGAUGAAAUUGAAACCCCAAAAGAUGUACUUGCCAAACAACGUUUUCAAAAAUAUAGAGGAUUAAAAUCAUUUAAAAAUGCAAAAUGGGAUCCAAAAGAAAAUUUGCCUUUUGAUUAUGCUAGAAUUUUUAAGAUUUCAGAUUAUUUACAUACUAAAAAAAUUAUAAGUAAAGAAGUUGAAGAAGAUUUUAAUGAUGAUAAAUCAGCUGUCCCACUAGGUACAUCUUGUAUUGUUUUCUUAAAAAAUGCUCCAAUACACAUAUUCGAUCGUUUUGUUGAAGGAGCUCCACUUGUUAUGUAUCAACUUCUUAGACAUGAACAAAAAAUGUCUGUUAUGAAUAUUGUUCUUAAAAGAGUUCAAGGUUUUGAUGAUAUUGUUAAGAACAAAGCUAGGAUGAUUUUCCAAGUUGGUUUUAGAAAAUUUGCAGCUGAACCUAUUUUUUCACAACAUACAAAUGGAGAUAAAUUUAAGAUGGAACGUUUCAUGCCUGAAGAGGGAGCAUUUGUAGCUACUAUAUAUGCACCUAUUACUUAUACUCCAUGUCCAGUUGUCGCUUAUGUCGAAACUGACGAUGGUCGUCAUAAAUUAGCAGCAACUGGAAGUGUUCUCAAUUUGAAUCCAGAUAGAAUCAUUCUUAAAAGAACUGUUCUUAGUGGACAUCCUUUCAAAAUCAAUAAAAGAUCUGUAGUGUGUAGAUAUAUGUUUUUUAACAAAGAUGAUAUUGAAUAUUUUAAACCUCUUGAAUUAUGGACACCUUCUGGAGCCAGGGGUCAUAUUAAAGAAUCACUUGGUACUCAUGGAUUAUUUAAAUGUACUUUUGAUAAACAAUUAAGUGCUAUGGAUGUUAUAUUGUUAAAUUUAUACAAAAGAGUCUACCCAAAAUGGAAUUUAGAUCAAUGUAUUCCACCAGCAAAGUGGACCUUAAGUAAUUAUCCACAUGGUAUAAUACCUUUUAGUGCUCUUAAACCUUCUACAUGA